UGCUGUGUCUAAUUUAUUCUGCAAAUUAGCAAGAGAGAACUGAGAUGUCUCUCUCACUUUUUGAUUGCUUGUCCAUUUACCAGCAUGCUAUCCCUCUCACUUGCAUGUCCCAUUUGAUAUAGAGUUCACUGUGCACUGGACAAAGGAAAAGGAAAAGGACUGUUAUGUUCAUGCUGCGAACCUUCAAGGAAGUUGCCCUUAUUUGUCUGCCACCACCAGUAGAUCGAUUCUUCUCCUCCUCUAUCCUACAAUUGCUUCGUGUGGUUCCCUGACAUCUCCAUAUAUCAUGUAAACUCUGUACCAUUUGAAGGUGUAUGUGGUGGUGAUGGAAAUGAAAUUUCGGCAAAAGCAUGGAGUGCUUUCUGCUACCGUAGAGCUCUAACUCUCAGCCGCAGUGGGAUGGAGAUGAAGUCGAUAUAGAAUCAGGUAGCUGUUGUUCCUUUGUUGUCUGUGUUCGCCAUCCAUGGCUGGGAUGCUCCCGGGAGUGGAAUUUGCCCGGAGAAGGCGACUCCACCACGGCGGCUCAACGGAUUCAUCCACCGGUACGAGGAGAUCAUCUUAUUGUUUACAUACAAUAGGAUGUGAAGCACAUCUUUCCGCUACUGGCUCCAUGCAAAGAACCAUUUUGAACAAAGAAGUCCACGAAGGAGCACUUGGAUCGAUGGCUCGGGAGGCCAAGGAGAGACUGGAUGCAAGACUAAAGAUCAAGAGGUAUCGUGGCUUGGAAAGCAACAGCGAGUGCGGUAGCGAGCAAGUGAUCCCAGGGAGUGUGCAGGGAGAGGUGUUCUCGUCCAAGAGCACCAGAAAGUUCAGCUGGAGUAAGAAGCUGGGGUGGACGGCAUCCGAGCAAGCGGAAUGUGCAAUCUGUUUGGAGGAGUUCAAGAGGGGAGACGUGCUGCUUCGCUUGCCUUGUGCUCACAGGUUUCACUGUGACUGUGUGGUGCCAUGGCUGCGGAGUAACUCCCACUGUCCAUGUUGCAGAACAACGAUCUUUCCUUAAAGUUGUCGGUAGUGUAGCUAUGGCGAUAAUUUACAGAGACUGCUUAGUGACGCUACUGGAAAUAA
Musa acuminata subsp. malaccensis (wild Malaysian banana) is the source of this 1065-nucleotide messenger RNA. Its product is annotated as probable E3 ubiquitin-protein ligase RHY1A. Gene Ontology annotation, biological process: ubiquitin-dependent protein catabolic process. Gene Ontology annotation, molecular function: ubiquitin protein ligase activity. NCBI's taxonomy places the organism in Eukaryota, Viridiplantae, Streptophyta, Magnoliopsida, Zingiberales, Musaceae. The record is from RefSeq and is a predicted model, not a curated record.